CAAAAUUUGUCUAAAUCGACAUCCUGCUGCCUGAUUUGGGAUAAUCAAAUAACAGUUUUUGUAAUGUUAAUUUAUUAAUGAUCGUUAUAGUGAUACAAAGUAGAAAGCAAUAAGUAUUAGCCAAGCAACAUACGUAAUAAGGUAGUCGAAACAUAGGAAUUACGAAUAGUGUCAGUAAAAUAAGGUCGAAAUAAAAUUAAAAUGAAAAACGAAACAGUAGAAGAUGAAGAUGUCGAUGUAUAUCAACUCAUUCUAAAAUUAAGACAUGAAACACUACUUGUUAGGACUGAGAAACGCAAAAUUGAAGAUUUAAAUAGGAUACUUAGUGAGAAAACACAUGAAAUCAUAAGGGACUCAUGGAUUACAACGAAGCAGCGCUUACUUUUGUACCAAAGGGAAAGCACUAUUCAUAAUUACCAAAAAGUUGAUCAUUUGCUUAAAUCUGAAUUCAUUGAUGCUAAACAAAGGAUAGGAUUUCAAACAACCAUAAAAUUAGGAAAUCUAUUGCAAGUUUUGAGGUCUCAACCUGUUCAGUUAGCUAAAUGGUUAAUAGCAGGAGAACAGUUGGAUGAAGCACAGUCAUACUCAUUUUUUCUAGAGAAUAUCAUAGUAGGUUUGUAUGGCUGUCUAUUGUUUUCCGAAGACAUAAAGUACAUGCUGUCUUUGCUUUAUGAGGUUGCCAAACUGCAGUUAUUGAACUGUGAGGAUCCCAGAAGAAUCAUAAAGCAAAGAACAUGCUCCUUUAAACAUCUUUACUUUCUGUUCCACGAAGUAUUACAAUCUGCAAAAUUUUUCCUGAGCGCUGCUAUGGAGAUACCUAUAGUCCAGAUGAUGUCAUAUACAGAUUAUUAUCUAGAUCUAGAUCCAGAAAAGACAGUUAUGAGAUUUAAGCAGGAUGAUAACGAAGUUACCAAUAUUUUUAAAGAUGUAGAUGAGUAUAGAAGUGAAGUCGUAGCCAGAUUAGUGGAAUUUACCAAUACUUUCAUAUCUUCGCUUUUAGAAAAUGUUUAUAGCUUUCCGAAGUCAAUUUCUUGGUUAGUAUCUCGAAUAGCGAAGAUCAUUGAGAAGUCUUUUAGUGCCAAACAGGCGAACGCCAUAAUAACAGAACUUAUUUUCAACCUCUACAUAUGCCCAGUAAUAGUAGACCCUGAACAGUACGGCAUAUGUAACUCCCAAGUAACUGAAAUCACUAGACACAACCUCAUUCAGGUGUGUCAAAUUCUCCAAUCUCUAGCUUUACGCAAAUACGAACCUAUCGAUUCCAGAUACUCGGAUGUAUUCGAUUUGUUGGACAAAAACCGCGUAUGUAAUUUCAUUGAGCUGUUGUUUUUCGAUAUGGACUGCGAAGAUCCGCCCAUAGAUACGUCUCCGAGUCUUUCGAGAGAUAUAAUGUUGUUUACUGAAGCCGAGCUCAACAAUAUGAUCACGAUUUUGCAAAAAAUCCAGCUUAAGCAAAAGUCCAACGACAAUUUCAUCAAAGAUUUAUCUAUAGAGGAACAGUUGUCAUCGCUUAGCAUAUCUGCCGAUAAUUCACCAAAAUCGAACCGAGCAAUGAAUGAAGAAAACGUUUCAAAACUAACAAAUUUCUUUACAUUAGGCAACAACAAUUCAGGUUCAAAAAAUCAGGCUUCUUCGUUGGUUACGGACUCUCCUAGGAACCAUAGCAAUCAUAGUACUACUGUACUCGUUUUCCCCAUAGAUCAGGCUCAAAUAGAACCCAUCGGUCUUAUAUCUGAAGAGAAAAUCAUAGAAGCCAGUCUCCCUUUGAAGAAUGGCGAUGUUUUUGAUGGGACUCUUCAGAAAGACGAUGCUGCUGUCAUGCCAGAAACUCCACCCACAAAUGGAGAUUUAAAACAAUCGUUUACAUUUCACGAUGAGGGAUCCAUCGGGAAUACUUCAGAUAAUUUAGAAGCUAUAUCGGAAGCAGCUAGCAACCACUCUGUUGACAGCAGCAUUGAACUGGAGAAUGAAGAUCAAAACGACAAUCUGUCAGACAUGGUGUCCGCCAACGUAUCUGGCCGAGGCACACCGAACAUAUCAGGUCGUGAUACCCCCAGCUCACAAGUGUGCGAGAACGAUGAACGGGCCUUGGCGGAACCUCGACCGGUCGAUGUAGCCCAAACGCAACCUAACCUCAAUCUCAAUAGGCAAAUCCGUUCCGAAAUCGAUGAUAAAUUUUGCAAAUUCGAGAUCAAAAAACUUCUUGAAGAAGUGUCCAAUAUUUUGGAUUUGUCCGAAACGCAGAGUGAAAGCGCCUGGUCUACUGAUGUAAUGACAUCGGAUACUGAAAGGUUAACUGAAGUCGAUAAUGACGAUUCCAUCAGCGUCGCUCAAUCCGAUGACACGCGAUCGGAAACUGACGAUACCGCUUGUGGUAGCCGACGCCUUUCUACGUGUUCGAACUCUUUCGUUCCGAUCACAACCAAUCAGAACUACGUCUCUAGCGUUACCGUCCAGAAUAUGAGCUUCUUACCACCCGCUAACGGUCCAACUGCUGUCGUGAGCGCCAAAAACAAAUACGUGGAGUUCAGUAAGGUAGAGAUUAAAAAUGACAUAGUUAACGGAAAAAUGUAUCAGGAACAGACAGAUAAUAAUGCCAAUAGAGUAUUUAAAGCUUUAACUUUAGAACAAUCUGAAUCGUUGGCUGAAAGUAAUGAGGUGAAGACCACUAUUUACAAAGCUACAGUUGCCAAGAAUGGACUAAUUGUUAAGGAUUCCUACUUAAACAAUUUAGCUGGUCCCAGUGGUAUGGUAGAACCCGAAAAGAACCACCAUAAUCGUCCCAACGAAAUCCUCUUGAGCAACUGCAGCCUAAACUCCAGCUCUAGCGGCUCCAGCAGUCACAGCUUAGAGAACAAAAACGCCUCCGAGCAAUGGGAAAACAAGCAGUGGUUGAACAGCUCGGGCAGCAGCUUGAACGUUACUCUGACACCUUCUGAAAGUACCAGCGAGUUGUCUGUGAUGAGUAUCGGCAAGAAAGGCGUUGAAGUAUCGGAUGAUAUUUUAGCCAAAUAUCGAACAAAACCCUUCGUCGAGAAUGAGACUAUUAAAGAAAACUGUGAUUCGAAUAAAUCUCUAAAAGGAAAAAAUGUGUACAGAAGCAAUAGUGAAGAAGUUAAUAGUUUUAAUGAUAUUAAGAACAAAUUACGUUUAGUUUUAAGCAACACUUGGGAAAUUCCACAUUACCUUAAGAAUAACCCCUUUAGUAUUAAGAAUAAAAUUGAAACGAUGCUACGUCUGGAACUGGGCAAAGCGAGAAGACUGAGAGAAUGGUCCGAAGUGGCGAGAAUAUCGGAGGCAAUACGGUGCAUCAAUCUAUUAAACGACGAAAGCUGCCUUAAAUUGCUGCGUUCUAUGCGCUCUGAUAUCGUUCUUCGAGCUACCCUACAGAAACAAAUAACCAAUGACAAAUACCAGUGCGAGAGAUACUUGGCAGUGAUCUGUGUUAAAGAAUUUCUAUCAGAACAGGAAUCUGCAAUACUUGAAUUUUGCGAAGAGUUUAGGCAACUCAGUUUGGCCGAUGAAAAGUGCGACUUGCUGCAGCGAUUCUACACCAAGCUGUUUCUUAUCAUGAAGAGCAGCCCGGCUUGGAAAGGUAUUGUUCGUAACAGAGAAAAGACAUUAAAAAUUACUUUGGAAAGAUUUAUCAUGAACAAAACUUACAAGAAUUCCAUUUAUCCAAACGGGGAUGGCGAUCGAGAUCGGGACCGAGUGCUGCAUAACCAUAUUGAAAAGUUAUCCAAAAUCAUAACACCAGACCAUAAGGAUCUCGAAAUCGACAAGAUGUACCUUCGCGAAUGUCCUUGGUUACCGGCUCAAGAUGCUUUAAGGGCGUUAAAUGUAUACAAGACGCCAAGAGACAAAGUUAAAUGCAUUGUUCAUUGCUCCAAGUGUAUCAUGGAUCUGUUGGCGAUGUCUCAGAGUGGAUCGUCCACGACAGCUGAUGAUUUUAUGCCUGUUUUAGUUUUUGUGAUAAUUAAGGAAUAG
Diabrotica balteata is the source of this 3987-nucleotide messenger RNA. NCBI's taxonomy places the organism in Eukaryota, Metazoa, Arthropoda, Insecta, Coleoptera, Chrysomelidae. The record is from the annotation of a GenBank genome assembly.